Messenger RNA from Terrapene triunguis (Three-toed box turtle), 2255 nucleotides. It is a transcript of the gene RBMS1, whose product is annotated as RNA binding motif single stranded interacting protein 1. The record is from RefSeq and is a predicted model, not a curated record. Lineage: Eukaryota; Metazoa; Chordata; Testudines; Emydidae. Gene Ontology annotation, cellular component: ribonucleoprotein complex; cytosol. The coding region runs from base 666 to 1874 and encodes 402 amino acids. The transcript is spliced from 14 exons. Gene Ontology annotation, molecular function: mRNA binding.
CCCUUCCCCAGGUGUUGCGGAGGCGACGCCCCCCCCGUGCGCUCGCCUGGCCGCGGAGCGCCUAGCCCAGGGGCGCAGUGCUGCCGCCGCUGGUGCGCAGGGAGCUGCUGGCUGCACCGUGGAAUGUGCGGUAUGCGGGGGCCAGAAGCAACCAUUCGGCGGGACAGGGGCGGCCGCCGCCUGCUCCUCCGGGGUCCCGCGCAGCGGGCGGCAGCCGAGCGCCCCUGCGCAGAGCAGAGCGGCCAGGGCAGGAGGCGGCGGCGUGCUGGGCAGGCCGGGCGCAGGGGCCGGGCGCAGAGCCGGCUGUGGGCUGUCUCCUGCGGCGCUGCUCUCUCUCUGGGCGGUGGUUGAGGCCGCUGGUAGGUGGGAUCGGCUCUGCCGCUGCUGGGGAAGCGCCCGCUGCUGCUGCCGCCGCCGCCAGAUCAAUGAACUCUCUUCGGUCGCGGCGGCUGCUGCUCGUACGGUAGGCGCUGCGCGGCUGAUCCCCGGAGCGGAAGGGGGAGAGAGGCGUCGUCGUGCGCGGAACUCCGGCUCGGAGGCAGCAGCCGCCGCCGCCGCCGGGGAGGGAGGGAGGCACCUCGCCCCGCACCGCAGCCGCCCCUGCGCGCAAGUUGGCACAAAACUUGCUGCCCAUCCCGAGGGGAAGCUGGGGCUUAGGCGGGGCGAUGAUUUUCCCCAAUAGCAGCAGUAACCCGGCGGGCGGCAGCAGGACUCCCUAUAGGAAACAGCCGUCCAUUGUACCAUCCCACCCAAUGGCUCCUCCUAGCCCCAGCACCACCAGCAGUAAUAACAACAGCAGUAGCAGCAGCAACUCAGGUUGGGAUCAAUUAAGUAAAACAAACCUUUACAUAAGAGGACUGCCUCCAAACACCACUGACCAGGACCUGGUAAAACUAUGCCAACCAUAUGGGAAAAUUGUAUCCACAAAGGCUAUUUUGGAUAAGACAACAAACAAAUGCAAAGGUUACGGUUUUGUAGAUUUUGACAGCCCAGCAGCUGCUCAGAAGGCUGUUUCCGCUCUGAAGGCUAGCGGAGUCCAAGCACAGAUGGCAAAGCAACAAGAACAAGAUCCAACUAACUUAUAUAUUUCCAAUUUGCCGCUGUCGAUGGACGAGCAGGAGCUUGAGAAUAUGCUUAAGCCAUUUGGGCAAGUUAUCUCUACAAGGAUACUUCGUGAUUCCAGUGGCACAAGUCGUGGUGUUGGCUUUGCAAGGAUGGAAUCAACAGAAAAAUGUGAAGCAGUGAUUGCUCAUUUUAAUGGAAAAUUCAUUAAGACACCACCGGGAGUUUCUGCUCCUGCAGAACCUUUAUUGUGCAAAUUUGCAGAUGGAGGACAGAAAAAGAGACAGAAUCAGAACAAAUAUAUACAGAACGGGAGAGCGUGGCAUAGAGAAGGCGAGGUGAGACUUGCUGGAAUGACGCUUACUUAUGAUCCAACUACAGCUGCUUUACAAAAUGGAUUUUAUCCUUCCCCAUACAGUAUUGCAACAAACAGGAUGAUCACUCAAACAUCUAUUACGCCAUAUAUUGCUUCUCCGGUUUCUACGUACCAGGUUCAGAGUCCUUCUUGGAUGCAACCUCAACCAUAUAUAAUGCAGCACCCCGGUGCUGUAUUGACUCCCUCCAUGGACCACACCAUGUCACUACAGCCUGCAUCAAUGAUAAACCCUCUGACACAACAGAUGAGUCACCUUUCAUUAGGCAGUACUGGAACAUACAUGCCAGCCACAACAGCUAUGCAAGGAGCCUACAUACCCCAGUAUACACAUGUUCAGACAGCAGCUGUUCCUGUUGAGGAAGCUAGUGGUCAACAGCAGGUUACAGUAGAGACGUCCAGUGACCAUUCUCCAUAUACGUAUCAGCAAAACAAAUAACUGAGAUACCCAGUGUUGACCUUGCCUGGAGAAGGGUGCAAAGGCUGAAACAAUCAUGGAUUUUACUGAUCAAUUGUGCUUUAGGAAUUAUUGACAGUUUUGCACAGGUUCUUGAAAACAUUAUUUAUAAUGAAAUCAACUAAAACUAUUUUUGCUAUAAGUUCUAUAAGGUGCAUAAAAAAAAUCCUUAAAUUCAUCUAGUAGCUGUUCCUGUGAACAGGUUUAUUUUAGUAAGAAAAUUUUUAUCAAGUGUUAUGACGCAAUUUUUUUUUUUUUUUUUUUUUCAAAUUUCUGGGUAUGCACAGAUGACCACGAAGACUUAUUUACGUGCAUGGCAGAAUUUGUAUUUUGGGUUUUUUUUUGUUUGUUUUUGUUUUUGUU